Messenger RNA from Penicillium angulare, 1767 nucleotides. Its product is annotated as S53 family peptidase. The transcript has 5 exons. NCBI's taxonomy places the organism in Eukaryota, Fungi, Ascomycota, Eurotiomycetes, Eurotiales, Aspergillaceae. Gene Ontology annotation, molecular function: serine-type endopeptidase activity; tripeptidyl-peptidase activity. Gene Ontology annotation, biological process: proteolysis. The record is from RefSeq and is a predicted model, not a curated record. The coding region runs from base 1 to 1767 and encodes 588 amino acids.
AUGCACUCCUCUAUUUACGCUGGACUGCUCUGUACCCUGGCCGCCCCUUCUAUGGGCGCGGUCUGGGAGAGCCUAUCUGGAGGUGUCCCUGAUACUUGGUCGCUCGUUGACACACCCUCUGACUCAACAAUGGCUCUGUCCAUUGCUCUGAGUCGCAAGAAUUUGGACCAAUUGCAAUCUACUUUGAUCAAGGUUUCCACACCUGGCAACUCAGAGUACGGUAAAUGGCUCGAGAAAGAGGACGUCGACUCGAAAUUCCCCUUAGUAGAUGAUGCUCGCGUUGUGAGCUGGUUAAAGGCAAAUGGCAUCACGGACUAUACCCGUGAAGGUUCUCUGAUUAAGUUCAGCGGAUCGGUUGAGAAGAUCAACAAGCUGCUCGAUACUACUUUCGCCAAUUACGAGAAAGGUGGAUCAGUGAAGCUGCGUACUAGCGAGUACUCUAUUCCCGAUGAUCUCUCUGAUUACAUUGAUGUCAUCUCGCCAACUGUUUACUUUGGCAAGACCCGCGCCGCUCAUCCUGUGCCUUCAAAGCCUCGCAACUUGCGCAGUCGCUCUGCACAAAUUUCUUCAACAUGUGAAGAUAGAGUUUCCCCCGAGUGCAUCAAGGAGAUGUACAACGUGGGAGAUUACACCCCGAAAGUCUCGUCUGGAAGCAAGAUCGGAUUCGGUAGCUUCUUGAACGAGUCUGCUUCUCAGUCUGAUCUGGCAGCGUACCAAGCACUUUGGGGUCUUCCUCGCCAGUCGUUCACUGUUGAGACUCUCAACGGAGGCGUGGAUAACCAGACAGCUCCAGAGGCUGAUAGAGGCGAAGCUAAUCUCGACGUGCAGCUUAUCAAUGCUGUGUCUCACCCUCUGCCCAUUCAUGAGUUUAUCAGCGGUGGUGUCGCCCCAUACAUCCCUGAUGCUGAUGAGCCUGACCUGGAUGAAAAUGAGCCCUACCUCAUCUAUUACUCGUACCUUCUUUCUAAGGCCAAUUCCGAGCUCCCUCAGGUGAUCUCGAACUCAUAUGGUGACGACGAACAGACCGUCCCCGUGAAGUACGCCAAAAGUGUCUGCGACCUGAUCGGCUUGAACGGCCUUCGUGGUCUGACUAUUCUCCACUCAUCUGGUGACGAGGGUGUUGGUUCCGCUUGCGCAUCUGCCGAUGGCAAGACUCCCGAGUUCAACCCAAUCUUCCCAGCUACUUGCCCCUAUGUGACAGCUGUUGGUGGUACUUCCGGCGUCAGCCCUGAGUACGCUUGGAACGCCUCAUCCGGUGGUUUCUCUAGUGUCUUCGACCGCGCUUGGUUCCAGGAGUCAGCUGUCAAGACUUACCUCACCCACGUCAGCAAGGAGACCCAGGAGUACUACGGCAAGUAUACCAACUUCGAGGGUCGUGGUUUCCCAGACGUCUCAGCCCACAGUCUGUAUCCCGACUUCGAGAUUAUCAUUACCGGCCUGAAGAGUCUCUCGGGCGGUACUUCUGCUGCUUCUCCCACGUUCGCUGGUAUUAUUGGUCUUCUGAAUGACGCUCGUCUGCGCGCUGGCAAGCCUGCUCUCGGUUACUUGAACCCCUUCCUGUACUCAAAGGGCUUCAAGGCUCUCAACGACAUUACUACCGGUAGCUCCUACGGAUGCGGCGGCGUUGAUCCUCAGUCUGAGCAGGAAGUCCCUGGUGCUCUCAUUAUUCCCGGCGCCCACUGGAAUGCCACCACUGGGUGGGAUCCAGUGACUGGUCUGGGUACACCUGACUUCCAGAAGUUGAAGGACCUGGUCCUCUCUCUUUAA